GUCAACAAAACACACUUAUACAUCUAUAUAAUACAGUUGAAAAAUUGAAUAGAGCCUUGAACAAUUUAUAAGAAACUAGAAAAUGGCUCUAAAAUACUCGUUUUCCUUGGUUCCCUACAUGCUGCUUCUCUCGUCCCUGUUCGCUGCCGGGGUGGCCACAAUCACCCACGGAGAGCUGCUGUCUUCGAUGAUCGGAGUUCAAGGUCUCAUCUAUUGUAAACAAGGAUCUAAACUUACCCCUAUCCAAGGUGCGGUGGCGAGAGUAACUUGCGAGACGGCGGACGAAUAUGGUUACGAGGGAGAGGAUGUGACGGUGCUUAGCCAAGCGACGGAUGCGAAGGGUUACUUCCUGGCGACGCUUUCUCCGUCGGAGGUGAAGGACUAUCAGAAGGUGAGGAUCAAAGAGUGCAGAGCCUUUGUUGAGCUUUCUCCGGCUGACACGUGUUCUUUUCCGACGGAGAUCAACCGUGGGAUCAGCGGAGCCAUUCUCCAGAAAUAUCGUCUCCUUGAAAACAAGAUUAAGAUGAAGCUCUUCACCGUUGGCCCUUUCGUCUUCUCGCCUGAGGAAACUGAUCACGACAAGUCUAUCCCCAACGGCUACUAAAUUUAACAC
This is a messenger RNA of Eutrema salsugineum, 613 nucleotides long. Its product is annotated as proline-rich protein 3. The transcript has 2 exons. Bases 83 to 604 code for a protein of 173 amino acids. The record is from RefSeq and is a predicted model, not a curated record. Lineage: Eukaryota; Viridiplantae; Streptophyta; Magnoliopsida; Brassicales; Brassicaceae.